CACAUUUCACAAUCAUUGAUCAGACGCUUCUUUUCUCAUCACCAUGACCACCACCAAUGUGCUCCUGCACUUCAUGAUGUACAGCCUUAUGUGGCUCCUUUCAUCUCGUACCAUCAUUGCACCUUCGCCCGCAGGAAUUCUCGAUUUGGUACAUGAUAGCUCCUCAGGAAUUGCUGAGACUCACGAUGCGGGGGCUGUAAAGUCUACAAUAGAGAUAUCUGGUGAAAGACUACCUCAUUCUCAACCAUGUCGUCGAAACCUCGAAGGAUGUGGGUCAUUCCUUGAUAGGAAAUCGCCGAUAGCUAGAACGUCAGCAAGCAGUGGUGCUGGUCAAAGCUUAAAGCCCAAUGAAUACUCAGUUCUUCGAACUUUGGAACCAUCCAAGUCGUGGAAAGUCUCAAUAGUACUGAAAAUGCGUCGGAUCGAAGGAAAACUUCUGUUUGGGUUCUUUCCCAAAUUAAGAGACAAUUGGAAUAUCGCACAUGCAAAUUAUGAAGAGGUCCUCGCUGAGGUCAUGAGAUCCCAAAAUUGGGGAGACGGAGGGGUUGUGGCCACGACACUGGCCGAUAUGAAGACCGCCAGACAACGCUCCACGAGUAUCAUUGGACUAAGUCCGGAAGUCAGAAGACAUAUCUCGAAGACAGCACUACCAAAAUUAUACCAAAAUCUUGGCAGCGCUCUUGAUCAGAUAUUGGAUCAUCUGAUAGCUAGUAAUAGAGGUGGAGUAGACGUCGAGGCCAAAAUAUUUAUAUUAGACAAAUUGUUUAAAGCAGAACUUCAAGAUCCUGAACUACUUCCGUAUCUGAAACUCUCCAAAGAAAAGCUAGACUCCUUAUAUAAGAAGUAUCCACCAAAGCCGUCCACUGAGAAGCCCCAGAGCUUGAUCAAUACAAAUAUACCACCUCGCCCUUCUUUCUCGGAUUUGAACAAACUUCGACAACUAACACCAAAACUAGAAUCAGGUCACAUCUGGGGAUGGAUGAAUUGUAAGAUUGAUUUUCUUAUGAUCAAAAAUAACAAGGAACUCAAGCAUUUUUUUGGGGGUGAAAUUCAAUUACCAGAUCAAUUUCUAGCAGAACAAAAGAUUCUCGAACAUAUGAGAAAUUUAAAAACCCCAGUGAUCGAUGAAUGGAGUCCUAUCGAAAAGCUCACGAGAGAGUUCAAAGAAAGCACCCAACAGUCGGCCUGGUUUGACCAGGAAUUCCACCCAGAGAAGUUCAAAGUUUCCGAUUACAAAACACUUGAGGAGAUUGAUCUACAGCGAAGAGCACUCAUCAAAGCUGCCUAUCGUCGGACUAAAGCUGGUUUUUAUCCUCCUGGAACCGAUAAAGGAGAAGUGGAUUUCCUUCGGAACAUUCAAUUCGAAACUUUGACGAUAGAAGGUGUUAGUGAUCAUUCAGAAGAAGUUGUGCAUCUUUUAAAAGGUUCUAUUGAGCAUGGCAGUGAGAAGGCAAAAGCUUACUUGGAUCUACUCGAAGCCAUCCGAUCCCCCGAUUCGGCCAUCGCACAAAAGACGUGGGAUUCGAGGCUGUUGAGUUUGCGUCGAACGCCUCCGGUUCCCAAAAAGCCAGCAGCUGCUUCAAACCCGGCCGUAUCUUCAGCACAAACUAUCUCUUAA
Messenger RNA from Melampsora larici-populina 98AG31, 1618 nucleotides. RefSeq lists its product as uncharacterized. The record is from RefSeq and is a predicted model, not a curated record. Bases 44 to 1618 code for a protein of 524 amino acids. The transcript is spliced from 3 exons. NCBI's taxonomy places the organism in Eukaryota, Fungi, Basidiomycota, Pucciniomycetes, Pucciniales, Melampsoraceae.